This is a messenger RNA of Vitis riparia (riverbank grape), 867 nucleotides long. RefSeq names its product anthocyanidin reductase ((2S)-flavan-3-ol-forming)-like. The transcript is spliced from 6 exons. Gene Ontology annotation, molecular function: anthocyanidin reductase activity; oxidoreductase activity, acting on the CH-OH group of donors, NAD or NADP as acceptor. NCBI's taxonomy places the organism in Eukaryota, Viridiplantae, Streptophyta, Magnoliopsida, Vitales, Vitaceae. The record is from RefSeq and is a predicted model, not a curated record.
AUGGCCACCCAACAUCUCAUCAUCAGGAAGAAGACGACAUGUGUGAUCGGCGGCACUAGAUUUCUAGCAUCUUUUCUCGUUAGGCUUUUGCUUAAAAGGGGCUAUGCAGUUAAUGUCGUCCAUGUUGCAACUCCCAAAAACUUUGCUUCUCAGGAUCCGGGGAAUGACAUGAUCAAGCCAGCAAUUCAAGGGGGGUAUUGAAUGUUUUGAAAACCUGUGCAAAAGGAAAGACUGAAGCGAGUCAUUUAUACAUCACCUGCAGGUACUGUUACAAUCAAUAAGCUUAAUGGGACAGGUGUGAUGAUUGAUGAGAACAAAUGGUCUGAUGUUGAGUUCCUCACUUCUGUGAAGCCACUUACUUGGGGUUAUGCUGUCUCCAAGACGCUAGCUGAGAAUGCAGCUUGGAAAUUCGCCCAAGAAAAUAGCAUUGAUCUUGUCACUGUCGUCCCCGCCAUCAUUACUGGUCCUUCUCUUACUUCAGAGGUUCCUCACGACAUUUCUCUCUCAAUGUCCCUUGUAACCUCGAAUGAAUCCCUCAUAAAUGGUAUGAAAGGGAUGCAAAUCUCCAUGACUCAUGUGGAAGAUGUCUGCUUGGCCCAUAUCUUUGUGGCGGAGAAAGCAUCGGCUUCUGGGCGAUACAUCUGCUGCGGUGCUAAUACCAGUGUACCUGAGCUUGCCAACUUCCUCAAUAAAAGAUACCCUCAGUGCAAAGUCCCAACUGAUUUCCGAGACUUCCCCUCUAAGUCCAAGAUGUUACUCUCUUCAAAGAAACUUGUUAAAGAGGGAUUCGGUUUUAAGCAUGGGAUUGAAGAAAUCUAUGAUCAAUCCAUGGAGUACAUGAAGGCUAAGGGACUACUGCAGAAUUGA